AGGCGUGCAAAAAUGGAACGUCCCUCCCCGACCCGGUUCUUGCCGGGGUCGCUUGCUGCUGACGUGUGCCGACCGGCUUCUGACUGCGGUGUGGGUCGCUAUGGCGGUGGACAUCACACUCCUCUUCCGGGCGAGCGUCAAGACGGUGAAGACACGGAACAAGGCUCUGGGAGUAGCGGUGGGUGGCGGGGCCGAUGGCAGCCGGGACGAGCUGUUCCGCCGAAGCCCUCGGCCCAAGGGAGACUUCUCCAGCCGGGCUCGCGAAGUGGCGACCUGUGUGAAAGAGUUAUUCAGCCCCAGAGGAAUCGUGACCCACAGGUUGAGAACUGCUGCUCUGGGGAUUGCCAUGCUUCCAGCCUGCCUGCAAUUUCUCACAUUGGGAAGCUGAGAGACUUUCUCCUGGAACACAGGAAGGAGUAUAUUAAUGCUUACAGCCAUACCAUGUCCGAAUAUGGGAGGAUGACGGAUGCCGAGCGAGACCAGAUAGACCAGGAUGCUCAGAUAUUCAUGAGGACUUGUUCAGAGGCAAUUCAGCAACUCAGAACAGAAGCCCACAAGGAGAUACAUUCCCAGCAAGUGAAGGAACACAGGACCGCGGUUUUGGAUUUCGUUGAAGAUUACUUAAAAAGAGUAUGUAAGCUUUACUCUGAACAAAGAGCCAUCCGAGUUAAGCGUGUGGUGGAUAAGAAGAGACUAUCUAAGCUGGAACCUGAGCCAAAUACAAAGAGGAAAGAACCCCCAUCUGAGAAAGCCUCACAGACUGCUUCCCAGGACUCUGAAGAAAAGUCUGCUGCCGAGGAGCUUCCAGAAAAACCAGUGGCCGAAGCACAACCUGAACUGGGAACCUGGGGUGAUGGCAAUGGUGAAGAUGAACUGUCUCCAGAAGAGAUACAGAUGUUUGAACAAGAAAAUCAGCGGCUCAUUGGUGAAAUGAACAGCUUAUUUGAUGAAGUGAGGCAAAUCGAAGGGAAAGUUGUUGAAAUUUCCAGACUCCAAGAGAUAUUCACUGAAAAAGUCUUGCAACAGGAAACUGAGAUUGACAGCAUUCACCAGUUAGUCGUGGGGGCAACUGAAAACAUCAAGGAAGGCAACGAAGACAUACGAGAGGCCAUCAAAAACAAUGCCGGCUUCAGAGUGUGGAUCCUCUUCUUCCUCGUGAUGUGUUCCUUCUCCUUGCUCUUCCUUGACUGGUACGACAGCUAGCCCACCAGGGCUACACCCGUGCCCACACUGCUGCCUGACAUACACCAUGUGCCAGCAUAUGUCUCAUCUGCCCUGUAGCUGUGUAAGGUCCAAGGACUGGGGAGUCGUGGCCCCCAAGCCAACAUUUGGAACCUGUCAGGACCUGGAAAUGCAUGGAUUAAAAGUGUCCUAGAGAGUUUUCAGAGGAUGGGGUAGGUGGUGGGGCAGUCAUGUGCUGCACCUCCAGGAGAGGCCACAAGCAUGGCAGGGCUGAACAGGGCAGGGAUAUGGCACACCUGUUGUCCCCAUUACAAUGCUUGAGGCCUUGUCUCCCGCCUUCCCACACCAGUAGCUUCAGGGGAGAACAUGCCUAAUGUUUCUAAAGUCAUUGGUUCUUACUCCUUGUGGUGUCUAAUGUGUGCUGAUAUGUGGCCAUCUUGUCAUGGAAAAUAGUUCACAUCUGCCUUGUCAAGCUAAUAAAUGCAAUUACAGCCA
Molecule: messenger RNA, 1677 nt
Organism: Cricetulus griseus (Chinese hamster)
Lineage: Eukaryota; Metazoa; Chordata; Mammalia; Rodentia; Cricetidae
Source: RefSeq, a predicted model, not a curated record